AUCGUAGUUUUUUUACGUAUAUAGAGUUAUCACCUUGAUAUCAUCGUCAAUCUUAAAUAAAAAUUAUAUUUUAAAUAUAUAUAAUUUAUAGAAUUGCAGAUAUUCUCUCAAUAUUAUCUAUGCAAUAAUUCCAGUUUAAGGUUAUAAAAAGUAAAAAUCAGGAACAAAAUAUGUGUAAAACAAACUGUAAACCGAAAAUAAUUAUCUUUGACUUAGAUUAUACUUUAUGGCCAUUUUGGGUUGAUACUCAUGUUAUUCCUCCUUUUAAAAAGAAAGGAAAUAAUGUAGUAGAUUCUCGUGGUCAAAUUAUUCAAUAUUACAAAGAAGUACCUGAUGUUUUAAAACAUUUAUAUGAAGAAGGAUAUGAACUUGGUGUUGCAUCUCGUACAUCAGAAAUACAAGGUGCUAAACAAUUAUUAAAUCUGUUUGAUUGGGACAAGUAUUUGAAAUAUAAAGAAAUUUAUCCAGGAUGUAAAGUAACUCAUUUUUCUAAGAUUCAAAAAGCAUCAGGAAUUGAUUAUAAAGAUAUGGUGUUUUUUGAUGAUGAAGAUAGAAAUAUUGUUGAUGUGGGUAAACUUGGUGUUACUUGUAUAUUUGUUAAAAAUGGUGUGAAUCAUGCACUUGUAGAAAGUGUUCUUAAAAAAUUUUAAUUUUUAUAAUUAUAGAGAAAUGUAUAUAAUAAAUAGCUUUAUUUUUAUAUUUUAUUGCACUAAAUAUUUGAGAUUAAAAUGCUUCUAAUUUAUAUUUAAUACCAAAUUCAUGUUUUAUAUAUCUAAAUUUGAUUAAUCAUUGUAAAAUAAUAUUGUAAAGGGCUAUUAAUAACAAUAUUAUUGUUGUUAUUUUGAUUUAGCAUCAUAAAAUAUUUAGCACAAGAAAUCUGAGGAGUUUGAGAACAUGUAGUUUUCAAUAAAUUUGUUACACAAUCACUUGAUAAUGAUGAAGAUAAAAGAUCUUUUAAAGUAUUUACAUCAAAGUUUUUAAAUGGACAUCCUCCUUCAUACAUGGGAUUUGAUGUAUUCAUCUGAUAACAUAAUAAAAAAGGAUGAGUUUGAAGUAGA
This is a messenger RNA of Bombus terrestris (buff-tailed bumblebee), 1058 nucleotides long. RefSeq names its product magnesium-dependent phosphatase 1. The record is from RefSeq and is a predicted model, not a curated record. The transcript has 4 exons. Bases 171 to 650 code for a protein of 159 amino acids. Gene Ontology annotation, molecular function: acid phosphatase activity. Lineage: Eukaryota; Metazoa; Arthropoda; Insecta; Hymenoptera; Apidae.